CAUAUUUAGAACCUACCUGGGGAGUCUAGGUUCUAUUGGAAUGAGGAUAAGAGGAUGGUCUCCACGGAUUGGGCAAUAUGGGUGCAAUAUUGUGAGAGGCGCAGUUGGGCAUUAAAGUACAAGAGCAGAGCUUCCCUCCCAUGGAUGACAUGGAGUGUUGGCCCGAAAUCUUUGACGGUGAGGGAUAAUCAGCCUGAGCCAGAUCAUAAGGAAUUGAAUCGGAUAUCUCAAGAGGUGAAGGAGGCAGUAGCCACAAAGUUACUAUCGGAUGCCACUAGCGGGGAUGUUGGUGUUGCUCCUCUGGCAAAUGAAAGAGGAAUCGUGGUCAGUCAUAUACAGUUGUGGGGCCAUUGUGGAGGUAACAAGCCAUGUCAAUAGGACAAUACUUGGCUUCUGCAAUUGGAUCAUUGUCGAUCUCAAUGGAUAGGAUAUUCGAUCAUUCAUUUCUUUUGCAGACAUAUGAUGCAUAGAUACUGUGUCUGAUGUUUAAAAAAAGGAAGGCAUUGAUUCAUAGCUCUAGAUCAAGGCUGCUAACUAGUUUAUAGAUUCUAUGAAAGCCCGCAUGUUCCUGUCCAUUGAUCGUAAGUUGUGGUUGCAGUCCCAUUUCCCUCAGGACUUUUAGCUUGCUUGUUUGGAUUUUUUUUGGAACAAUGGAACUCAAACCCCUUUCAUAUUAAAGAGAGGACUUCUUUUCUGUUUAUUGUAGUUGUUUGUGUGGAUGUUUUAUGUGGACAAAACUAGUUCUUUAUUAUG
Molecule: messenger RNA, 753 nt
Organism: Amborella trichopoda
Lineage: Eukaryota; Viridiplantae; Streptophyta; Magnoliopsida; Amborellales; Amborellaceae
Source: RefSeq, a predicted model, not a curated record